Messenger RNA from Knipowitschia caucasica, 306 nucleotides. NCBI's taxonomy places the organism in Eukaryota, Metazoa, Chordata, Actinopteri, Gobiiformes, Gobiidae. The record is from the annotation of a GenBank genome assembly.
AUGCACUGCAGCGGGCCUGUCCCAUCACGGCAGCAGAUUAAAAUGGAGGUCUGCGGCGGUGGAGUCUUUCGUGCUGCCACUGGACAUUACGGCGAGUCUGAGAUGACGAUCUUUGUCAGCUAUUAUUUCAAUACACGAGAGAGUGGUGCCCUGUCUGCAGAGGUCCUCGUUCGUCUGCGGUUGACGUUGGGGUUUGUUGACGUUGGCUUCGGUCGGCGUCUGGGCACAGAGAGCUCUGAACCGCGAGGAUUGAACGCCGGCUUCACCGCGGCGACGCGCUCUUUAUCACCAAACCAAUUAAGGUGA